Molecule: messenger RNA, 2955 nt
Organism: Rhododendron vialii
Lineage: Eukaryota; Viridiplantae; Streptophyta; Magnoliopsida; Ericales; Ericaceae
Product: N6-adenosine-methyltransferase non-catalytic subunit MTB-like
Exons: 2
Coding region: 408-1952 (514 amino acids)
Cellular component (GO): RNA N6-methyladenosine methyltransferase complex; nucleus
Molecular function (GO): mRNA binding
Source: RefSeq, a predicted model, not a curated record
AAGACGCCAUCACGAUCUCUCUCAGCAGGUCAUCUCUCUCUCUUCCCGGCUAAACCUAAACAGCAUUUUCCUCCGAUUCCUUCAGCUCGUAGCAUUGUUCGAAUAUCCUGCUCUUGUAAUCUUCUCGAUUAAUGUGUUGAAACGUCCAAUUACUGUGUCUUUUUUGUGGAGGCAUGGUUCAGGUUUGAAGAGUGAGAGAACCAUCGAUCAUGAGGAAUGUGGAAGGGGGCUGAUGAGAGGAAGCUGAGGUCAAGUAAGUCGAGAAAGUCCGGGGAUGGAGACAAAAUUGAUGGAGUAGAUGAUUGUGGAAAGAGGAGAAGUAUUGGGGAUAAGUUGAAACCCUCUCCAACAAAGUCAAUAGUGAUGGACACGGUUAUGAAGCAAUAAUAGAAUUAAGUUCAAAGGAGAUGACGAAGCAACAAGAGAGCUCGUUGGAGAAAUUGAGCAGUUUGUAUCUGGAUGGAGAAGAAGAGAAUAAGCAUGCUGGUGGAGAGAGGUCUCCACGUCAAGCUGAUGAAAGUGAGAGAAUUAUAGCCGAUUCAAAGUUAUUAGAUCAUGACUUGUCCAAGUCCCAGAGCAGGACUAAAGGCAAACAUGAUAGACCAGAUGAAAGGGAGCUUGACAAGGAGUCGGACAGAGAUUCUAUGCAUUUGGAGAGGAGGGAAACCAUCCGAGACAAAAGUAGAAGAGAUGGAGACCACCUUUUUAGGACCCCAGAUAAGAGUGGAAGGCUUCAUCAUGAAUCAGAAAACUAUGAGGUGGGUUACGAAAGAGGUUUUGGAUUUAAGCGAAAAGAACUAGAAAAUGAUGGAGGGAGGGAUGAUAACUCUAAAGGAAGAGAUGAAAGCUCGAGUGAGAGAAAGAGGAACCAAGAAGAUUCUUCUAAAGAUAAUUGGAAAAGAAGGCAACCCAGCAGCAAUUAUGCAGAGACGAAAGAUGUGGAUAUCACUUAUGGGUGUGAUAGGAAUGACAAUAAAUGGCCUCAGGGUCGUUUUGGAGGUAGAAAAGAUGCGAGAUGGACUGAGGCUGUCAAAACCUCGACAAAUUACGGUAUUUCAAAUGAUAAUUAUGACGUGAUAGAGAUCCAAACCAAGCCCUUUGAUUAUGGAAGAGAGGAGUCCAGAUCCACCUUUGUUCGGAGCACCAAAGCAGCUCUGCAAGCUGAUGCAAAAUUGGCUACACCAAAUAAUGAGUGGACCUAUCCGCAAGAGGACAAAGCAGGAAAUAUUGAUAUGUAUAAGUUUGGGCAAUCCGGCAAUGAUUUAAAUGAUAGAUAUUUGGAUAAAGAAUUGACCGAUAAAGGUUUUAUGCCCAAUCGUACUGGUGGAGGCCAUAGUUCUAGUAGUGUUUCACAGACUUCACAUGGGAACCAGCAACCGGUUUCUUUCAGUAGGCCAUUUUCACAAGGAGCUAAAGGGAGUAGAGUUGGAAGGGGAGGAAGGGGUAGGUCAACAGGGAGAGACAACCAACUGUUUGGAACCCCGAUGCCUAUAAUAGGAUCACCUUUCGGACCACUUGGACCAAUACUACCAUUAACUCCUAGCAUGUCUCCUGCUCUGGGUCCCCCAAUUUCUCACGGUAUUUUUAUCCCACAAUUUUCACCACCCCUUUUUUGGCCCGGAGCUCAAGGUGUUGAGAUGAACAUGUUAGCUAUUCCACCAGGUCUUCCUUCUGGACCAUCAGGUGCAAGGUUUUCUCCUAAUAUGGGGGUCCCACCAAAUCCUGGUAUGUAUUUUAAUCAACCAGGGCCUGGGAGUGGAGUGCCCUCAAAUGUAUCUACUCCUGGUGUUGAUGCUAUGGUACAAAUUGGACAAGGUCAGCCACAAGAUAAAGCCUAUGGAAAUUGGGUUUCAGCUAGAACUAGUGGACCUCUGGGUAAAGCUCCUUCUAGAGGAGAGCAGAAUGACUACUCCCAAAAUUUUGUUGACUCUGGCACGCGACCCCGGAUUUAGACAAGCUCCAACGCAUCUCGUCUUCCCCUUCACCUAUUCUACGAAUAUCAUACACUCUUUGAAGCAAAGUAAUCAAAGCAUUCUCCUCCCAAUCGCACACAUCCCUACGCAAACGAAUAUCCCAAACGGGAGCCCCAUGCUGAAAAUGGAGAUAAUCAAAGACAUUUGUAUCUCUAUCAUGAGCCAAAAGAUAUAUACUCGGAAAAGCCUCUCGCAAUCUGACAUCCCCACACCACAAAUGCUCCCAAAAUUUCAUCCUACUCCCAUCGCAACCACCAUAUGAAUAUUCUUUUCAAAAGCAUCCGAACCAUUCAUGAUACCCCCCCCCAUAGCGCAACCCCGUAAGGCAAUCUCACAUUGAGGGCCGACCAAUCUCCCCACUCGCUACCGUACUUAGCUACUACAAUCGUUCUCCACCAUCUCUCCCUUUCACACGCAAAUCUCCAAAGCCAUUUGCCCAACAAAGCUUGAUUGAACAACUUUAGACGCCUCACACCCAAACCCCCUUCUCUAAUAGGAGCACAAACCGUAUCCCAAUCAACUAAAUGAUACUUGAAUUCUUCCCCCACACCUUUCCAAAGAAAAUCUCUUUGGAUCUUCUCUAACCUUUUUGCAACCGAAACCGGAAUAACAAACAAGGACAUGAAAUAAAGUGGGCAAAUUAGAGAGCGUACUUUUAAUUAAAGUGAGUCUGCCUCCUUUAGUAAUAUCUUGACGCUUCCAACCCGCCAACCUCUUUCCACAACUUUGUCUCAUGCUGACUUUGAUUUGAAGGCUGAACCGAGUGGCAAUCCCAAAUACUCUGUCGGGAGCGACGCCACCCUAUAAUCCAAAAUCUGAGCAAGAGGUCCAAUAUCGUCGAUUGCCCCAAUAGGGAUCAUUUUAGAUUUUCCCAAAUUCACUUUAAGUCCAGAAACAACCUCGAAGCACAAAAGAACACAUCUAAGUUAUCCCACCUCCAUUAGCUCUGCAUUGCAGAACAAAAGAGUAUCAUUGGCAUAAA